This is a messenger RNA of Ricinus communis (castor bean), 1296 nucleotides long. Its product is annotated as anthranilate N-methyltransferase. Gene Ontology annotation, biological process: methylation. NCBI's taxonomy places the organism in Eukaryota, Viridiplantae, Streptophyta, Magnoliopsida, Malpighiales, Euphorbiaceae. The transcript is spliced from 4 exons. The record is from RefSeq and is a predicted model, not a curated record. Gene Ontology annotation, molecular function: S-adenosylmethionine-dependent methyltransferase activity; protein dimerization activity; O-methyltransferase activity. The coding region runs from base 66 to 1145 and encodes 359 amino acids.
AAAGGCUGCAUAUUAUUCUUGAUAUUCACUCUACAUAUCAAAACAACUUCACUUCUUAAUCAAGAAUGGCUUCAUCUGCAGAAACUCGUCUACAUCCUAUAGAUGAAGAGCACGAUGAAAACUUUGGAUAUGCCAUGCAACUUGCGUUGGGCUCAGCCUUACCCAUGUCGCUGCAUGCAGCAAUUGAACUUGGAGUAUUUGAGAUUAUAGCCAAAGCAGGUCCAGAGUCCAAGCUCUCUGCUUCUGAAAUUACAGCAGAGAUUCCUGAUGUGCAGAACCCAGAUGCAGCCAUAACGCUGGAUCGUGUCCUUCGACUCUUGGCUAGCCAUAAUGUGCUCGGUUGCUCUCUAAAUGGCUUGGAGAGACUAUACAGUUUAAACCCUGUAUCUAAAUAUUUUGUACCUAACCAAGAUGGUAUCUCAUUAGGUCCCUUCAUGGCCUUGAUUCAAGACAAGGUCUUUUUGGAUAGCUGGACUAAACUGAAAGAUGCUGUGCUUGAAGGAGGGAGUCCAUUUAACAAGUUCCAUGGAACACACUGUUUUGGGUACUCUGGCUUGGACUCAAGAUUCAACCAUGUCUUCAAUACAGCAAUGUUCCACCACACCAAUUUAGUCAUUACAAAAAUCCUAGAGACAUACAAAGGUUUUAAGCAAUUGAAGCAGCUCAUCGAUGUUGGUGGUGGGUUAGGACACACUCUUAAGGCAAUCAUUUCUAAAUAUCCCCAUCUUAAGGGUAUUAAUUUCGACUUGCCUCAUGUUGUCAAAUAUGCCCCGGCUAUUCCUGGUGUGGAACAUGUAGCAGGAGACAUGUUUGAAAGUGUUCCAAAAGGAGAAGCCAUUUUCAUGAAGUGGAUACUUCAUGAUUGGAGUGAUGAACAUUGUUUGAGGUUGCUAAAGAACUGCUAUGAAGCUCUUCCAGAUGAUGGAAAGGUGAUUGUUAUGGACGCUGUUCUUCCAGUUAUGCCGGAAACUGGCAAAGCUGCUAAAGCCAACUUCCAGACUGAUUUGGUUGUAAUGACCGUAUACGAAGGAGGAACAGAACGAACUGAACAUGAAUUCUUGGCAAUGGCAACUGCUGCUGGAUUUCGUGGCAUUAGAUAUGUAUGUUGUGCCUGUAAUUUUUGGAUUAUGGAGUUCUUUAAGUAGAUAUUUCCCUCGUACAUUUGGGAAUCCACUUCUAAUAACUUGGUGAAGCCAAAAUCUAAAGUGGUUUAGGUUGUCAAUCUUAUGAUCUCAGUCAUGCAAAAUAAAAUCGAUGUACUAAAAAGCAGUUAUUUUCCUGUUUCUUAUAAACUAA